AUGGCUGAGGCAGUUGUUUCCUUUGUGCUCGAAAGUGUAAUAGACUUCACCAUUCAGGAAGCCAAGUUCUUGUCUGGAGUCAGCCAUCUAGUUGAGGUCGCACAAACUGAGCUACAAUUGAUGCAGGCUUCCUCAAAGAUGCAGAUGCAAGACAAGGACAAGAUGAAACAGUCCUGGUUUCCAAGAAGAGGUGUUCACAGGAUUGGGGAAGAAAUUGAGAAUAUCACUACCAAAAUUUCGGCGUUGAGAUCGAGUUUGCAGAGUUAUAACAUAAAGGAAAUAAGGGACAGGGACAGGGACAGCGGUGGUGGUGAAUCUUCCAUGCAAUUGCUUGAGAGGCAAGGACUACUUAGGCGAAGUUAUUCUCAUGUUGUUGAACGUGAUGUUGUUGGGUUAGAGAACAACGUAGAAGGAUUGGUAAUGAAUUUAGCGAAAGAUGAAAAUCGUCAUCAAGUUGUAUCUAUUUGGGGGAUGGGCGGUUUAGGGAAGACCACCCUUGCAAGACAGCUUUAUCAUCACAAAAAAGUAAGGCAGCGUUUUCAUAGUUUUGCUUGGGUCUGUGUAUCUCAAUGGUGUCAAGUCAGAAAUGUUUGGGAAAGAAUUUUAAUUGAACUCACUUCUGCUACCAAGGAACCAAAACAAGAAAUUAAGGAGAUGACAGAUGAUGAAAUAGCAAAGAAGCUUUUUUGUGUCAUGGAAGAAAUGAGAUGUUUGGUGAUUCUUGAUGACAUUUGGAGUAUCGAGACAUGGAAUCUUUUGAAGGUUGCAUUUCCAAACGUGGAAACAGAGAGCACAAUACUGCUUACUACACGGAAUCAAGCAGUAGCUUCGCUCCCAAAUAUAAAUGUUUUUCUCCACAAACUCCAGCCACUCAAUGAGAAUGAGAGUUGGGAACUACUUGUGAAGAAAGCAAUACCUGCAAGGGCUGAAAUCGACUUGGGAAUGUACAGAGACUUAGGAAUGAAGAUGCUUCGAUACUGUGCAGGCUUGCCAUUAGCCAUUAUUGUGCUUGCUGGAGUUCUAUUAUGGGUGGCAGAAGGUCUUAUCUCCUUGAGACAACAAAGACAUGGUUCGGAGAAAACAAUGGAGGAUAUAUCACGUGAUUGCUUAAGUGAGUUGGUGGAAAGGUGUUUGGUUCAAGUGGGAACAAGUGGUUCAAUUGGGACAAUUAAAUAUUGUCGAAUCCAUGAUCUUGUACGAGACAUGUGUUUGUUAAAGGCAGAAAAUGAAAGCUUUCUCCAAAUUAACUAUUUUUUGCAAGAAAAUACUUCUUCUGUGGUGGCCAAGGCAGCACAAUUGGGGAAAAUUCGAAGACUUGCAAUUUACUUGGAUGAGAAGGCAGAUAGGUUGGUUUCUUCAAGAGAAGAAACAAAUGAGCACAUAAGGUCUCUAUUAUUCGUUGGCCUAGAAGAAUGGAUGGCAAAAAAUGAAAAAGUAUUACUAUCUCCGUUGAAGGAUUUCAAAAUGCUUAGAGUUUUGAAGGUUGAAUAUCUUAAUCAAGUAGAAGUUGAGUUGCCGAGUGAAAUUGGACAUAUGGUACACUUAAGGUUUCUAAGUGUGAUGGGUAGCAUAAUAAAAAGGUUUCCGCCAUCCCUAGGUAAUUUAGUAUGCUUGCAAACUCUUAAUUUUCAUGUUUGGAGUAUCGACAUGGUCAUCCCAAAUGUGAUAAUGAAGAUGAAGCAAUUAAGACAUUUAUAUUUACCCUGGGGGUACGGAGCAAAGGGUAGGCUGGAGCUGUCUACUCUUGGCCAUCUACAGACCUUAGAUUACCUUUCAAGUGAGUAUUGUGAUUUGAAAGAUGUUGGUAGAUUAACCAAUCUUAGAAAACUGAGUAUAAGGAUGUCAAGCUCUUUGCAAAAUUUGGAGGAAAUCUUAAAAUCUAUAGGUAGCAUGCUGAACCGUAUCCGGUCUUUAUUGGUGUUGGUGGACAACAAUAGCUGUGGAGAGCAAGCUAUUCAAAUAGUAUCAAGCUGUCGGCAUAUAUACAAAUUAGGAGGAAGCACAACAGACUCUAUUCCACCAACAUCCAACAUCUCCCAGGUACGAGCACCCUUCUCUCCAGCAACCAAGCCCUCCUAUGAGCCUCCACCAGCCUCGAACACAAACUCAAAUAUCCCAUCCGCCACCACGGACGAUUUGGGAAUUUUCACAAAGAAGAGAGAAUUAGGAAUGAAAAUGCUUCGACACUAUGCAGGUUUGCCAUUAGCCAUUAUUGUGCUUACCGGAGUUCUAGCAAGAAAAAACACCAUUAGAGAGUGGGAGAGAUUGCAUGAGAAUGUUCAUGAAUACAUAAGGAGAGGGAUAGGUCAUGAAGAAGAAUAUGAAGGUCAUUAUGCUGAAGACUCUGAGUUUGUAGUGGGCGAAUUGACUAAGUUAUGGGUGGCAGAAGGUCUUAUCUCCUUGAGACAACAAGGACAUGGUUCGAGGGAAACAAUGGAGGAUAUAGCACGUGAUUGCUUAAGUGAGUUAGUGGAAAGGUGUUUGGUUCAAAUGGAAACAAGUGGUUCAACUAGGACAAUUAAAGGUUGUCGAUUCCAUGAUCUUGUACAACACAUGUGUUUGUUAAAGGCAAAAGAGGAAAGCUUUCUCCAGAUGAACUAUUCUUUGCAAGAAAAUACUUCUUCUAUGGUAGCCGAGGUAGCACAAUUGGGGAAAAUUCGAAGACCUGCAAUUUACUUGGAUGAGAACGCAGAUAAGUUGGUUUCAUCAAGAGAUUAA
Molecule: messenger RNA, 2718 nt
Organism: Prunus armeniaca (apricot)
Lineage: Eukaryota; Viridiplantae; Streptophyta; Magnoliopsida; Rosales; Rosaceae
Source: the annotation of a GenBank genome assembly